This is a messenger RNA of Poecilia latipinna (sailfin molly), 1465 nucleotides long. It is a transcript of the gene b3gat2, whose product is annotated as beta-1,3-glucuronyltransferase 2 (glucuronosyltransferase S). The record is from RefSeq and is a predicted model, not a curated record. Gene Ontology annotation, molecular function: galactosylgalactosylxylosylprotein 3-beta-glucuronosyltransferase activity. The transcript is spliced from 2 exons. Gene Ontology annotation, cellular component: Golgi membrane. Bases 509 to 1276 code for a protein of 255 amino acids. Gene Ontology annotation, biological process: chondroitin sulfate proteoglycan biosynthetic process; carbohydrate metabolic process. NCBI's taxonomy places the organism in Eukaryota, Metazoa, Chordata, Actinopteri, Cyprinodontiformes, Poeciliidae.
CCUCCUUCUCCUCCUCCCUCGCCUGCUUCCCUCCAGUAUCCCGGCUCCCUCUCCUCUCCUCUGCACCUGCUCCUCCCCUCCUGCCUCGCUUAUUAUCCUCUGACUCGGAUCUGCGCUCUAUCCUCGCCAAGUGAUGCUCCUCGGUGGCGCUUCAUCGAUGCACGGAGCUCCGCCGCGGUCUGGUUUCUUCCGCGGGGAAACGUGCACUGAGAGGCGGCCGAACAUGGGAAUUUGAUGGGGGGGUUUCUGAGGGAGUGAGCUGGAGGAGGGAAGGACGACGAGGAGGCGCAGAGGUCCCAUCAGAGAGCGGUGAAGGACUUGGAGCAAGAGGGGGAGGAGGAGGAAGGACUCCGGGGAAGCGGGACGCAGAGGAUGGCUUACAAGCUUUACAUAGUUUGAUCCGGAUUUCGGAGGAAAAGAAUUGAUUUAUUUUUUAUCUUGGAGUUUCUGGAUCCUUUCUGUUUGUGAUGGAGUGAUACAAAGAGCGCGCUGUAAGUUCAGAUCCGCCAUGAAAUCAGUGUUUUUCAGUCGCUUCUUCAUCCUCUUGCCCUGGGUCCUUAUUGUCAUCAUAAUGAUCGACAUCGACAGUAAAAGGGCGAUCCGGGCUCCGGCGGCUGGGCGGACCGGCAGGGCGCAGCGGAACCCCCGGGGCGGCUCACCGGGAGCCGGCGGCGCCCAGAACCAGUCAUCGCUGCCCAUCAUCUACGCCAUCACCCCGACGUACAGCCGCCCGGUGCAGAAAGCCGAGCUGACCCGGCUGGCCCACGUCUUCCGCCAGGUGCCCCGAAUCCACUGGAUCGUCGUGGAGGACUCGACCUCCCGCACCGACCUGGUGACGCGCUUCCUGGCCCGGAGCGGCGUGCCGUACACGCACCUGCACGUGUUCACUCCCCGCAGGUUCAAGCGCGCCGGGAUGCCACGCGCCACCGAGCAGAGGAACGCGGCUCUCGCGUGGCUCCGGCAGCACCGCGGCAAGCGCGACUCCGGCGUGGUUUUCUUCGCGGAUGACGACAACACGUACAGCCUGGAGCUGUUCGAGGAGAUGCGAAGCACUCGAGGUGUUUCUGUUUGGCCUGUGGGAUUUGUGGGUGGCCGAACAUAUGAGCGCCCCCUGGUGUCCGGGGGCAAAGUGGUUGGUUGGUACACUGGCUGGAGGCCGGAUAGACCCUUUGCUACUGACAUGGCAGGUAAGAAGCAAAAUGGAGAGAUAAUGAGACUGACUUUUUCUGCCUCAUUGGAAGAAAAAUGUCUUGUGUUUCAGGUAACAAGAUGCUAAGAAGUGAUUAUAUAUUCAAUAUCUAACCUCAAAUAUUCAAUGUAAUUCAACACAGUUGUUGCUAAAGGCAAAGUAACUCUCAGGGUGCAUUCAGACCAGCCCUGAUUGGUUCGUUUUCGUCAAACGCUGGUUCGUUUGGCGAUGUAUGAAUUCGCAAUCAAAGUCUGAUGUGAAUCAAAAAAGCAAACU